Coccidioides immitis RS is the source of this 675-nucleotide messenger RNA. RefSeq lists its product as uncharacterized. The record is from RefSeq and is a predicted model, not a curated record. The coding region runs from base 1 to 675 and encodes 224 amino acids. The transcript has 5 exons. NCBI's taxonomy places the organism in Eukaryota, Fungi, Ascomycota, Eurotiomycetes, Onygenales, Onygenaceae.
AUGACGUUCCUCUCGCUGUUCUGUUUGGUUUCGUUCAUUGGGUUUGAUGGGAUUGUUUUCCUCAGUUCCUCGGUUGAACCCAACAAGCAAAACAGGUCUUUGUUGCGGAGCACUCCAGAGGAACGCCAAAUAUCACACCCAAGCAACCGGUCCGUCGUGGAUUCACGGAGGCCGUCGGCACUUGAGUUUCAAGAUCUUACCGAAAAGAGUAACUCUGGCAGUGUUCUGGCCGCGAGUCGAAGAGAAUUAGAUAGCUUGGACUCCGAUGACGGGCUGUCAGAUUUUACAUAUCGCCUCUUCGGUCAAAUUCAUAUGACGGCCGUCGGCGCCCACGUUCGCGGGCGCCGUUUUAUCACCGAAAUUGAGUCUGCGGUGGCAAAAGCUCGCAACUGUCGGCCCCACAAUUGGGAGGCAAAGCUGUUGUUUCCAGGCCUGCAAAGCACCCUUCAGAACGGCGCUUUCGCAGUGGGGGUGGGGGAGUCUUUAAAAAAACUCAAUUAUAAUUUCCAAAAACCACCACCACCACGGCGGUCCUCUCAACAACCAACCUACGGAAUUGAGAUAGAGAUGUUGGAGAUAUCAGAGAUGUGGGCACAGCGAAUGGGGCGAGUACCUCUGUACGAGGUACAUAGGUCGAAGCCUAGUAGAGUGAUCCGUACCAAGGCUGGGGUUUGA